Molecule: messenger RNA, 483 nt
Organism: Cryptomeria japonica (Japanese cedar)
Lineage: Eukaryota; Viridiplantae; Streptophyta; Pinopsida; Cupressales; Cupressaceae
Exons: 2
Coding region: 1-483 (160 amino acids)
Source: RefSeq, a predicted model, not a curated record
AUGGCCUCUGAGACAAAGUCUGAGGAGGAAGCAGGCAAGGCAAAGAAGAAAGGUGAAUUUUCAAGAGUGGUGAGGAAGUCGCAACUUGGUGGAGCCCAUGAAAGCAAGAAGGAAAAAUAUGAUCCUACCCCUGUUGGAAGACCUCAGAUGGAAAGAAAGGUUAAAACUAAACCCGAGUCUAGUGUUAAGCAAGUGGUGGCGGGACCAAGCCGGGAGGAGGGCGGAGCCAGGGCUAGUGGCGGGGAGGCUAGGGGCCAUUUGGUGGUGAGGAGGCGGUCGCAGGGGAGCAGCAGAGGGUCGGGGAGGCCGGGGGCUGGUAGGCAGCGAGGAGGCGGCCGCAGGGGAGUAGCGGAGGGCCAGGGGCCAGCAGGCGGCAGGGAGGCUGUGGGCCCGCUGGCGACGGGGAGGCCGGGGGCCGGGAGGCGACAAGGAGGUAGUAGUAAGGGAGCCAGUGGUGGUGGGGCUACAGGGAGGCCAAAGUAG